CAUCAUCACCGCCAGCGUCUCCGCCAUCAUCAUCCUCACACGCAGUUGCUGAUGUUGAGCAGCACUGGAGCGAAAGCGGGGAAGCCAUGAGUUUGACUGGCGUAGGUCUUUCCUCUUCGGGGUUUUCAUAACAAGGUCAUCGGGCCACUAGAAUAAUGGGAAGGAGGAAGGACUGGAAGCCUUGGAGGACCUUACGUUCGAUCUAUGAGGUGAUGGACCUUUCCAAAUGAAGGUAUCAGAGAAGGAGCUGAUUUGAUGCCAUGGCCAAGAAGGGACGUCCCAAGGGCGAGAGGCCCGAAGUUCUUAUUUCCUCCCUGCAAGCAGCUAACGAAGAACUCAGGUCCAAACUCACUGAUAUUCAGAUAGAAUUGCAUCAAGAGAAAUGCAAGGUGAGCAAGCUGGAGCGGGAGAAGUCGCAGGACGUCAAGCGGAUCCGAGAGCAGGAGCAGCACCGGCACACGGUGGCGAUGACGGAGCAGCGAGCCCGCUGGCAUGAGGAGAAGCAGAAGGAGCUGCAGGCCUUGCGGGAGAUGCUGGCACGCCAACACGAGCAGGAGGUUGCCCGUAUUAUCAAGAUCCGCGAUGCCGAGAACCAGCGGCUGAAGACGGCUCUGAUUGCCCAGCGUGAUGGCAGCGGGGAGAAGGUGCGGACGGCCCUCACGCUGGAGGCCCGGGAGGAGGCCCGGCGAUUCUUUGACCAGGAGCGCCUAAGGCUGCUUCAGGAGAUCACCGAGCUCAAGGCCUCCAAGAAGCAGGCGGACCAAACAUUGAGUGACAUCAUCCAGGCUGAUAAGAUGAAGGCUGGGGACUUGCGCAGUGAGCACCAGUUGCACCAGGAGGAGCUCUCCAAAAUCAAGUGGGACUGCGAGCGUAACAUCCGUAGACUGGUGGACGAGAUCAAAGCAAAGGAUCGCACCAUAUUCUCCCUCGAGAGGGAGCUGGAGACGGCGAUGGGCUCCGUGCAGAAGCUGCAGCUGCAGAAGGACGCCCUGGACGAGCAGCUCUUCCUGGCCAAGGAGGCCGAGUGCAACCUGAGCAGCCCUAAGCGGGAGAUCCCCGGCCGCAUGGGAGAUGGCGCUGAGCAGUGCGGCAGUCCGGAUUUGCGCAAGAACCAGAGGCGUCUGGCGGGACUGAACUCCACCAUCCGCCGACUGGAGGACCGCAACGCUCUGCUGGUGGAAGAGAGGAACGAGCUGCUGAAGCGUGUUCGAGAGACGGACAAACAGAUCAAGCCCCUGUUGGAGAAGAAUAGGCUGCUGGGUAGGAGAAACGAUGACUUGAGCCAGUCUCUUCAGCGACAGGAGGAGAAGAUCCGCUCGCUGGCCAAGGAGAACAUGGAGAUGAAAGAAAAGAUCAGUUCCCACCCUCCUCUGAAGAAGCCAAAGUCUCUGAAUGAUCUGGACCAGGUUCAUGCCGAGCAGGAGAUCGAGUUCCUGAAGCUGCAAGUUCUGGAACAGCAGAACAUUAUAGAUGAUCUGACCAGGGAUAGGGAAAGACUCCGUAGAAAGCGUCAGAAACGCAGCUCCAGGCCUUUGAAGAGGCAUACAGUGGUGGACACCUUCUUUGGGUAUGACGAGGAAUCGAUGGAUUCUGAAACCUCGUCGCUGGCCUCCUUCCGAACCGACAGGACCCCCGCCACUCCUGAGGAAGACCUAGAAGAGGGCUUACCCUCGGAGGAUACGGAGCUGCGUUUUCGACAGCUGACACAGGAGUACCAGGCAUUGCAACGAGCGUAUGCCCUUCUGCAGGAGCAGAAAGGGGGCGUGGUAGAUGCUGAAAAGCAAGCUAAGGCUCACGAGCAGCUCCAAGCUGAUCUUCUGAUGUACAAGGCCAAAGCUGAGGACCUCGAAAAGGAGCUCACCCUGAGAGGACAGGACUCAAAGUGGGUGGAAGACAAGCAGUUGUUCCUCAGAAGAAACCAGGAUCUCGUUGAUAAGGUAGAAAAGCUUGAAGCGGAUGUUAAUCAACUUCAGCGGGAGUUACAGGACACCAGGGAUCAGGGCGAGCUGAUGGAGUUCAGGAUUCUGGAGCUGGAGGAGCGGGAGAGAAGAUCACCUCCGUUUAACCUCCAAAUUCACCCUUUCAGAGAAGGGGUCAGCGCUCUGCAGAUAUACUGCAUGAAGGAAGGGGUGAAGGAUGUCUGUAUUCCAGAUCUAAUCAAGCUGCUGGAUAUCCUCGGCGAUAAUGGGAAUUUGCGAAACGAUGAGCAGGUGGCGAUAAUUCAAGCCAGCACUGUACUCUCACUGGCCGAAAAGUGGAUCCAGCAGAUCGAGGGCACAGAGGCCGCACUCCAUCAGAAGAUGGUGGAUCUGGAGGUAGAGAUGGAAAUGUUCCGCAAGCAGAAAGGCUACCUGGAGGAGGAACUCGACUACAGGAAGCAGGCCUUAGACCAAGCCUACACGCAAAUCCAGGAGCUGGAGGCGACGCUGUACAAUGCGCUGCAGCAGGAGCCCGCGGUGCUGUACGGGGAAGCCCUCAAUGACAGGCAGCGCGACGAGCUGCAGGCCGCCGUGGGCAAACUGCGACGGCAGAUGCUGCGCAAGAGCCGCGAGUAUGACUGCCAGGUGCUACAGGAGCGCAUGGAGCUGCUGCAGCAGGCCCAGCAGAGAAUCCGAGAUCUGGAGGACAAGACCGAUAUUCAGAACAGACAAAUCAAGGACUUGGAGGAGAAGGCUCUCUGGCAGCGCGAGGACACUGUACACAGCAGCAUUAGUCUUAAACCAUUUGUUCACCCUGGCCUUGUUUACAGCUUUCACAUGUAUGUAGCAAGAGCUACUCCUGCCGGAUGAAGAUAAGCCAUUUGCUGGACGAUGAACGGAGAUUCUGCAUGUUUCCUUGUAAACCCACAAGUAACACUUAUAUGCUGCAGUAUUAACUGGUGAAGGGAACUUCUGACUUUCAUGGGACAAGAUGUGACAUAAAAAAUGAACUCCCAUCUCAGAUAUCAAGCAAACCAAAGAUGGGAAACCUGUUUCUCUGCCAUGCAGGGGGAAGCUAAACGACAUCACUGUCUCGAGGUCAGCGACGGUGAAGCUGUGUUGGGGGAGGCGCCCUCUGGCUGUUGGAGGGUUAACUGCGGGCAACCCUGUCCCUACUGUAAAACCUCUUUGAAGGCACGCGCGCCUGAUAUCUCGCCACACUGUGACGGAACGCAGAGAAUCACGUCUUGCUGCAUGCAUUCAGCAGAUCUGAAGGUGGGGUGGCAGACACAGCAGAUUGGUGAUCACUGCUGCUUAAUCCUUUUUAAAGGAUUUUUUUCUUUAUUUAAAAGAAAGGUUCUUUAUUUAAAAAAAAAUAUAUGGAAAAGACGCCUUUGUCUCCACAUUCCGAGAUAUCGACCUGUGUACACAGGCAUACACUAUGCAGCCGAAAGCGUGUGUUCACAAUCACCUGCUGUUUUCCUGCACGGACAAACGCAAGUUCCAAACUGGAAUCGAAGUUUGCCCCCCGCCCCUUUCACUCGAGAAAUUAUCUCCUGUCUCACAGACUUGAGGUCAAAUGCAUUGGUAUUUAUAUGCACCUGGAAAUGCAGUGUUUAGCGAUAGAUAGUUCACUUUGAACUGAAUGUAAUUGUGCUUUAAAGAGCAUGCACCCUGCAAACAUACAGGUAAGCAAUGCUGAAUUUUGCAACAACAGACUCAGAACUGCCUUAUUGCAUUUACUGGUAAUGGAUUACGUAAAGCACUGAAUGUGAUUAUUUUGUGCUGUGCUUAUGUGAGCCUUAUACAUACAAAUUCUUUUCCUCAAAGAAUUUAAAAACGUGCAUGUUGGACAAAAUUUAACACUUUGGUGUGAAAGACAAUCUAUUUUCUAACUUUAUCACACUGUAGUUCACGUUCAGUGUACUGCUCUCAGUGCAGCUUUUUGUUACCUAGCGCAGUAUUUUCCAAUCCGGUCCUCAUGGAAUGUCUGUGGGUUCCCACGGACUGGGUUUGAGAAUCACUGGUCUAGAGUGGAAGAGGAGUAGAGGGAGAUGGAUAUGUGUGUGCAUUGGGGAUAGCUUGGGAAAGUAUAUACGCGUUUGUAGCAUACAGCGUUAAAAUGCAGUUUUAAAUAGUCUUGUUAGAUUCCUUAAUUCUGAGAGAAUGUGAAGGGCACAUGAAUACUGCAUUUGUAUGCUAAAUCUGAACAUGAUCAAACUAUUUAAUGAAUGUACAGAAUUUAUUUCUAUGCAUUUGACCCCAGGUCUGAUUCCCUGUCUGUAACUACAUGCCUGAUGGAUCAUGGCGUGUUUUGCUCGUCUGUAAAUACCUGCCACGUUUGCAUUUUGGUGGAUUACGAUGAGAGCGCUUACAUUUUUUUAAGCAGGAAUUAAUUUAAAUGUCUUUCUCUGCAGUUGGGAAUAGAUCUUUGUUUGAUGCAGGAGGCAUGGAGAGUGUCUGUAAGAAAUACCUGCGAUUGCAUUAUUGUUCCUAAUUAUUGCCAAGCUAUGGUCCCGCUUGAAAAAUGUGUGAAUAAGAAAAUUAUUCAUGAAUAAAUGGUCAGUCAACAAAUGGACACGUUAAAUGGGAUGUACAUGGCAGUCGAACAUUUUUGACAGAUUUUUAACGAUAUAUCUAUUAUAAACUGCCUUAAAUUCACAGAUCCUCCUUUGACAGUUUGAUUUAACGUGGUGUUUUGGUAUUAACUUUUACACGUCUAUUCUUUGUCCAUUUAUUUUUACUUUACUGUUAUAUUCUUUGUAAUAUAUGCCACAAAAAAGAACUAAAUUAAAUGUUCAUGGCCUUCAGACGUUUGCACCUUACGUUGUGAUGCUGCUUGAUUGGCUUGAUUGUAAGAUACUUUACAAACUGGCCCUGAGGGACCAAUAUUGAUGACUUCUAUUAUUUUGCAUAAAGUGAUCUUAAAUCGUAGGUCAUAAACACUGUAUAUUGUCACAAAUAAAAAGGGGAUGAUCAAUAUAACUAUCAUUUUAGUAUAUUUUAAUGUCUGGAGGUUUGUAACCAACAUAUAAGUAGGUUAGUUUUGCAGACCGGUUCACCGGUUCAAGACAAUAUCCCAUUUAUCACUUUUACGACAUCAGUUCUCGAGCAAUAUAAAAGC
Messenger RNA from Brienomyrus brachyistius, 5043 nucleotides. RefSeq names its product janus kinase and microtubule-interacting protein 2-like. The transcript is spliced from 21 exons. The record is from RefSeq and is a predicted model, not a curated record. NCBI's taxonomy places the organism in Eukaryota, Metazoa, Chordata, Actinopteri, Osteoglossiformes, Mormyridae. The coding region runs from base 261 to 2789 and encodes 842 amino acids. Gene Ontology annotation, molecular function: microtubule binding; kinase binding.